Messenger RNA from Leptonychotes weddellii (Weddell seal), 2204 nucleotides. NCBI's taxonomy places the organism in Eukaryota, Metazoa, Chordata, Mammalia, Carnivora, Phocidae. The record is from RefSeq and is a predicted model, not a curated record.
AUGUUGGUAUCCUUAACAACUGUCUUGUGCAAUUCCCUGCAGCACGGGGACGACGAGGAAGAAAUGAACGUGAUCGUUCUCAGCUACCCUCAGUACUGCCGGUAUCGAUCGAUGCUGAAGCGCAUCCAGGAUGAGCCAUCUUCCAUUUUAACAGACCAGUUUGCGCUAGCCCUGGGGGGCAUCGCCGUGGUCAGCAAGAACCCCCAGAUCCUGUACUGUCGGGACACCUUUGACCACCCGACGCUCAUUGAAAAUGAGAGUAUAUGCGAUGAGUUUGCGCCAAAUCUUAAAGGCAGACCACGCAAAAAGAAACCAUGCCCACAGAGAAGAGAUUCGUUCAGUGGUGUUAAAGAUUCCAACAACAACUCCGAUGGCAAGGCUGUGGCCAAGGUGAAAUGUGAGGCCAGGUCAGCCUUGUCCAAGCCGAAGAAUAACCAUAAUAACUGUAAAAAAGUCUCCAAUGAAGAGAAACCAAAGGUUGCCAUCGGUGAAGAGUGCAGGGCAGAUGAGCAGGCUUUCUUGGUGGCACUUUAUAAAUACAUGAAAGAGAGGAAGACGCCGAUAGAACGAAUACCCUAUUUAGGUUUUAAACAGAUUAACCUUUGGACUAUGUUUCAAGCUGCUCAAAAACUGGGAGGAUAUGAAACACCCACAGGAAAAUUUGAUGGCCACGGAUUUUACAGCAUGUAUUUUGAACCAAUAAAACGUUAGAGCAACAAACUAAGAUUAAAAUCUUGAAAGAAGAAGAAAGGAGCUGUAUUAAUAUAGCACACAGAUGAAAUCUGUAAUAAAAUCAAUUGACAUAGGAAGAUGUCGUCAUUGGAAAUAUUUUCUCCUCCACACAAUGAUCAGAUUAAGUUGUGCAGUUUCUUCGCAAUUGAAUAUUUUUUUUUCUUUCCUUAUGAAGUAACCUGGGAUAUCUCUGUAACAUAGUAAAAUGACAGUAAGAGACACAGAGUCAAGAAAAUGAAAUUCAUUUUUAGCCCCACCGUAAUAACCAGGGUUUCUUGCCAGAUAUAGCAUAUUGUUCCACAAACUAAUAUAAUGGUUUGAUGUCAGGGUUUUGGAAUGGGAAAAGAUGGCAAGCAUGAUGUGAUUCGGAUAAUCUGGUAUUUACUGUAGAGAUACCUGCCAUGAAUUCUGACUCAGAUUCUAAGAUGGGAGUAAAUGUGUGUGUAAGAUGUUUAAGACCUGGGAUAUAUGUACCUGUUUAUAAAGCAAUAUAAUGCUCAUAUGAAGUAUUAUAAAAUGUGUGUUUCAUAGACAUGAAUUUACUUAAACAUUUGUUUUACCAAGCACCCUCUGUAAAUAUAAAUAAUAUAAUUUUUCACUUGGUUGGAUCUGUUGAUAGAACAAAGAGAUUGACUCCUUGCCAUGGUGGCUCAUAGUUUUGCAAAAUCUUAAGCUAAUUAUAGCUUUUGUCCAUGUGAAAAAGAUAGCUUAUUCAGAGCUAGCCUCGUGGAUUUAGGAGUCAGCCCCAUAGCCUAGAUUUUUAAGUCUUAACGCUCGAUGUUAAGAACAGGAAUACACAUUUGUAUGAACAGCGGAUAAGUUACGUGAUACUGCACAAUAUUAUGAAAUGUCUUUUUAAACCCAGAAAUGUAUUGUUGUUUACUGAUAGAGAGAGUGCCAACAAAUUUCACAGAAUCCGUUUUUCCUGCUUUUGUAUCUUCUCCAUCUUCACAAGGAUCUGUUUUCCCCAUGCAACAGCAAGUGGGUGUAGAAUACACAAAAGAAACUUCUGAUAAGUUUCAGGGCAUUCUUCUUUUGUUGAAUGAGCGAAAUAACAAAUGACUGCGCAAUCAGCCAAUCAGCGGAACACAUAGGCCAGUGGUUCUAGUUGCUUGCCAUCCAGGAGAGGCAGUGGUUAUGAUUAAGAGACAAGGUGGAAAAAGAUCCGUUCCCUGUUCAGGUAUAGUACUGUUUCAUUUUAGAAAUGAGGGAAGGAAGACUUGUGGCUCUCGUGCCAUCUGAGCAGAAUUUUGGAGAAUCGAUGGAAUUUAGACAUGAAUUAUCACAGCCUUCCAGGAAGAGAAAGCCAGAUGGAGAAAUAAAAUGUGGAGGUAGAAUGAUGUUGGACAUGGAGAGUUUGAGUAAUGUAAAGUUGGGUGACCAGGUGGCUGGGAUGAGUGACCUCGAAGGCGAGUCCAGAGAGGAUGGAGCCCUGUGAGAAAGGCUUUUAGAUGGUAGCCCCUGGACUUAUC